GAAAGUAUCCUCCAGCUCAGACGUUUGUCCUGGGCUGCGGCGUGGCGGGCCUCGCGGCCAUUGGCACCUCCAAGGCCCUGGGCUCUGUGGUACGUGCCUGGGACGUGCGCGACGUCUCGGAUCAAGUUCACUCCAUGGGCGCCAAGUGGGUGAAGGUAGACUUCAAGGAGAGUGGCGAGGGAACUGGCGGUUAUGCCAAAGAGUCCUCCGACGCCUUCAAGAAGGUGCAGCAAGAGACCUUCAAGGCUGUGCUGAAGGAGUGCGACAUCGCCAUCAGCACCGCAGCGAUUCCGGGUCGGCCCAGUCCACUUCUGAUCACCAAGGAUGCCGUGGCCGUCAUGAAGCCCGGCAGCGUCAUCGUGGAUCUGGCGGCCGUGGGCGGCGGCAAUUGCGAGCUGACGAA
Molecule: messenger RNA, 403 nt
Organism: Symbiodinium pilosum
Lineage: Eukaryota; Dinophyceae; Suessiales; Symbiodiniaceae
Source: the annotation of a GenBank genome assembly